AGGGUCUGUCCUAGUGGUGGAACUUCACUGGUAACUGAGUAUAUCAUCAAGGCACAGCGCAAGAGGACUAGCGGGGAUCCUAACGGCAGAAGGAAAGGCUGUUACCCCGUUUAUUUCUUGGAUUAAAACCCUCUUUGUUCCGGGGGGGAGACCGUGAUCCGUUUUCAAGGCGCAGUUUUUCACUGAGGUGGUGAAGUCGAGUCGUCGUGCCGUCUGAAGACGGAAGACGAGUUCCUUUUGAUUUUCUUGAAGAAAGGGGAAGGGUGGAGAGGAAAGGAAGAUGCCGAAACCGAUCAAUGUGCGGGUCACCACCAUGGAUGCAGAGCUGGAGUUUGCCAUCCAGCCAAACACCACCGGGAAACAGCUCUUUGACCAGGUGGUGAAGACGGUGGGGCUGAGGGAGGUGUGGUUCUUCGGCCUGCAGUACGUGGACAGCAAGGGCUACAGCACGUGGCUAAAACUCAACAAGAAGGUGACCCAGCAGGACGUGAAGAAGGAGAACCCGCUCCAAUUCAAGUUCCGGGCCAAGUUCUUCCCGGAGGAUGUUUCCGAGGAGCUGAUCCAGGAGAUCACCCAGCGCCUCUUCUUCCUGCAGGUGAAGGAGGCCAUCCUGAACGAUGAGAACUACUGCCCUCCCGAAACGGCGGUGCUGCUGGCCUCCUACUCCGUGCAGGCCAAGUACGCCGACUACAACCAGGAGGCCCACAAGCCCGGCUACCUGGCCAACGACCGCCUGCUACCGCAGAGGGUUCUGGAGCAGCACAAGCUGACCAAGGAGCAGUGGGAGGAGAGGAUCCAGACCUGGCACGAGGAGCACAAAGGCAUGCUUAGGGAGGACUCGAUGAUGGAGUACCUGAAGAUCGCGCAGGACCUGGAGAUGUACGGAGUCAACUACUUUGAGAUCAAGAACAAGAAGGGCACGGAGCUGUGGCUGGGCGUGGACGCGCUGGGGCUCAACAUCUACGAGCACGAGGACAAACUGACACCAAAGAUCGGCUUUCCCUGGAGUGAAAUCAGAAACAUCUCGUUCAGCGACAAGAAGUUUGUCAUCAAACCCAUUGACAAGAAAGCACCGGACUUUGUGUUCUACGCGCCGCGGUUGCGCAUCAACAAGCGCAUCCUGGCACUGUGCAUGGGGAACCACGAGCUGUACAUGCGCCGCAGGAAGCCCGACACCAUCGAGGUGCAGCAGAUGAAGGCCCAGGCCCGCGAGGAGAAGCACCAGAAACAGCUGGAGAGGGCACAGCUAGAAAAUGAGAAGAAGAAACGAGAACAUGCGGAAAAAGAGAAGGAGAGAAUAGAGCGGGAGAAAGACGAGCUGAUGGAGCGUCUGAGACAGAUCGAGGAGCAGACGUUAAAUGCGCAGAGAGAGCUGGAGGAGCAGACGCGCAGGGCGCUGGAGCUGGAUCAGGUGAGGAAGCAAGCGCAGGAGGAGGCCGAGCGGCUGGAGCGGGAGAAGGAGGCUGCAGAGGAGGCCAAGGCCGCACUGGCCAGGCAGGCCGCAGACCAGAUGAAGAACCAGGAGCAACUGGCGGCUGAGCUGGGAGAAUUCACUGCCAAAAUCGCUCUGCUGGAGGAGGCCAAGCGGAAGAAGGAGGAGGAAGCCACAGAUUGGCAGCAAAAGGCCCUGUCAGCUCAGGAGGACCUGGAGAAGACCAAGGAGGAGCUGAAGACGGUGAUGAGCGCCCCGCCCGCCCCUGCGCCCGCGGAGAACGAGCACGACGAGCAGGACGAGAACAGCGCCGAGGCCAGCGCUGAGCUGUCCAGCGAGGGCGUGACCGACCACCGCAGCGAGGAGGACCGCCUCACCGAGGCGCAGAAGAACGAGCGCGUCAAGAAGCAGCUGCUGACGUUGAGCUCAGAGUUAGCCCAGGCCAGAGACGACACCAAGAAGACGCAGAACGACAUGCUGCACGCGGAAAACGUGAAGGCGGGGCGGGACAAGUACAAGACCCUUCGGCAAAUCCGCCAGGGCAACACCAAGCAGCGCAUCGACGAGUUUGAGUCCAUGUGAGGGGACGGCCUGGCUGGUUGUCUCGGCGACUCGCUUCUCAUCUCCGGCUGACCCCUCCCAUCUCACCCUCCCGACCCCUGACACCCCCCUUCCCCCCCCCCCUACGGAGGUUCGAGGGGCACAGCUGACACUGUAUUCCCUCCACGCCUUGCCAAAGCUCUGCCUGCCCAAUGGUCAGCCAAUCAGAUCUCUCAACACAUAUAGCUCUGCCCAACUACAUCUGGAAUUGUCCAGUCAGGAGCAAGCAAUACAUAUUAUCAGUAUAAACUCUUCCUUAUCAUAAAGGGUAAUUCAGUGCUUGCAUGUUGGAUGUCCAAGUUAAAAAAAGGAAAAAAAUGGACAGAAAUUGGAGAACAAAUUUGCUUUUAUUGAAAAUGGCCAUUCAUAGCUUUUUGAUGUUGCUGGUAAACUUGUAUGUAAAGCUUUAAUAUCUUACUACUUCAGUUAAAAAAAAAAAAAAAAAGUCUUUACUUUUUAAAAGUUCUUUUUUUUUUGUCUCUUUAUUUUAAUCUCCUUUUAGUUUGUGUCCUUAAUUGUUAACUAUGAGGUUGAGUUGCUGCGUCCUGGUUCAUGUAGAGUUUUAGUUUGGUUCUCCGUCGUCUGUCGACCGUGUUUGUGAAAGCCAGAACAUUGUGUGUGCUGGCUGAGUUUGGGCCCUGGUUCACUGGGCGGUGAGCGGUUACUCUUGGCCCAGGAGAGAGAGACUUUUUCCGAUGAGACCGGGAGUUGGUUACCUUAGUGACCACUGCAAUAUGAGCAUCAGUGUUCCGUACCACACCACCAUCAUGUCCGUUCACAAAUAAGCUACGAUGCAAAUCUCAGCCUGAGCUUCUGGGAGUCAAAGCGAAGUCUCUGACCCAGAAUUGUUUCUGCCGUUAUGAUCUGGGAGUCAAAGGGGAGUCAGAGACCUGGCAACAUCAAAGGUACCUAUAAGAGUCAUCUCUGCGAUCCUCAGGAGAUGGCAGGCUGUGUGUGUAUGAGUGUGUGUGCUGCGUAUGUGCGUGUGUGUCCGAGAGAGCAAGAGAGAGAAUGGUGGUCUACGUAGAUAAGGGCAGGCCACACAUGGAUUGGUAUUGGUAGUCAACUUGGCAUUCCUGUGAAUCAGGAAUCAUUAUUGCAGUUGUACUAAAUCCAGAGGGCGAUUCAGGCCUUUCCUGAGAUUCACUGUUAAGAUUUCAAUCUGGUCAAUUAAGACUGCCCCUAAUUUUGCCCACAUCAUAACCCCUCCUCCUAACACAAUCAUCCUGCCUUCCCCCCAUAGCGCAACCCCCACCCCCCCCAUACUCAGCCCCUUUUCCUCACACCACAACCCCUUCCCCCUCAGUACUACGACCCUGCCCCCUGUGUUUCAUGCCCAGUCAUCAUAGAUGGUUUUCUUUGCCUGCCUGCUCACAAAGGUCCUGGUGUGUGGGGGGGACAUGUCUGGGCUUGUCUGCGAGCCCAGGGGUGUCUUCCUCAGACAGACAGACAGGCUAAUGAACCUUCUGUUUGUCCACAGGGGGGCGGGGCCUGCAUGAUGGGCAGAGCUUCAUUAUGCCACCCCUGGACAACCCCAGGCCUUUCUGGCUGGAGAGCAUAUGAAAACAUCAGUCCUGUGAAGAGGACAGCUCACUACCUCAUUUCUACUAGAUGGUGACUGGCCAAGCAAACACUGUACAAACCAAACAUGUCCCUCCUCCUUUACAUUGCUGCAAUUUGAUUGGAGCAGCUGUGGGCUGGUCUGCGUUGCCUUGGUUUGGCUGUAGCUCUAUCUGUAACUCUAGACUCAAGGAUAUGUAGCCUCAUCUCGAUGAGCUUGGUUACUGGUGGUUGUUUUAAAGACCAGGUUAUUUUCAAAAUUUGACUAUUUUUUAAAAACAAACAAUAAUAAAGAAGUGCAGGGAAGAGGGACUGGGUUGAAUGUAUAGACUCACUCAGUUGUUCUAGUCCAACGGUCAGAAUUGCAGGGUCCUGGGGCAGGGUUGUCAUAAAUUCUCAAAAUACGAUAUGGGUAUGUUCCCUUAUAAAUAUCCCCCUUAUAGCAGGGCAGUAUUCAAAAACAGCGUGACGUCCGCGUGUGGACGACGUCGCGAGCAGUGACUGUGGGUCAUUUGAACCGUUUGGACUGGCGGUUUGGCGGUGAUGUCGCUAUAGCAGCGCCGCGCGCCCUGGUUACGCAGGGUGAAUAGUUACUGCAGUGUUACGAGACCGUGGUUUCGGUGGGGAAGGCGUUCCUCUCAGGAGAGUGGAUCCCAGGCUCUGGUUUGAGGCAGUGAUACUCUUGUUUUCUUUUGGCUGCUUUUUUUUUUUGGGAUUUUACGUACCUUUACUAAGCUGCUUUUAAGGCUGUCGUGUUUUCUGGUUCCGGUGCAUGUGUCGGGCUGCGGCCUGUUGCGGUCUUGGCAGGGAAACGCUGUUGAUUUGAUGUGAACGUGAGGCUGUUGACCGCCUCAGAGGAAAGGGAAGGGGAAUUACCCCAGUUUUUAUAUUUGUCACCUAAUUUCGUCAGAAACGAUCCCUGAUUUUCAGUUAUCUGACAAAUGCAAGCAGAUUAUUUUAUAACUUUUGUUUUCUGUGCUCCCUCAUAGAAUAGGAUAAGCCAUGGAAGGCUGAGUUGUUUUGUUUUGUUUUUUUAAGUAUGAAGUGGGUUUACCCGUGGUACUUCGCACAGUGAUAUUAUUCAUAAUGGAGUGCUGCAGUGAUGAGGGAGGCUUCAUAAACCCAGUGUCGGAUGGAGUUAGCCAACCAGUGACUCUGAAAAAUCAAAAUGCUCUGCUCUCCACAGCGAAACCACCGACCAGCUGGCACAGGUGCGUGUCUGUCUUUGGCUCCGCCCACUUAUGGGCUUUGUGAAGCCUCACUCUGCCCUCACCAGUGUGCCCUGGAGUCGUACAGCUAUUAUUCGUUCAUGUCCUCUGUAAUUCGCCCCUCAUUCGAGCCCGUCAGCAAUACGGCCGCAGCGAUGGUGAUGAUGAUUAUGUUGAAGAGCACAUAAUGGAGCCUCUCGGAUCAGUAGCCUGCAGUUGGGACACCUUGCAUCUCAGCCAGCGGUGCUCCUUCACCGGAGAACGUCGCCGCACUCCUCACUGUUCUCCACUGCGGGAACCGUUCCCUCCAGACUUGUGUCCCCCUUCAGUCCUCCGGAUCGGACCCCUGCACACGGGCAGGCUCGUUCUCGUGCUGCCGCACCGCACAGAGACGGGGCUGACCGGAGGGGCUGGUCCAACGGCGGGUUCAGAACCCAGAGCUUGCGUUUACCGGCUCUUCUGAACGGCGUGUCUGACGGUGAGAGGAAGGAGGAGGAGGGGGUCCGGGACUGCCCCAGAAUUCAGUUCACCCAGCGGAGCCCGCGGCCUCGCUCUCCCUCCUAGCAUGCUUCUCUGGGACUGGCCCUCCAUCUUAAAUCUGCCAUGGCUUUUCUUUUCUUCAGAGUGCAUGCUGUCCCUUUCCUCAGAUAUGUUACCAUUAUGCUUGGUUUCUCUUUAUUGUUAUAUUUUGUUUUGUAACUGAGACAGCGUAAUUAUGAUUUGCGACUUAUGACGCGGCCGCGCUGCGACGGGUGACGGCUGGCGGAGACCGGCGGCAGUGGGUAACCGUGGCAAUUGGGCGUGGCAGCACAGUGCUCCAGGAGCACUUCUCUGGGGCGCGCCGUGGGUGAGCAGGCCUGGCUAUGUGUACCCUGCAGGACCCCUGCAGGCGUCCCUCAGUUUGCCAUAAGUUAAAUACUGUGCUUCCGACUGGUUGCUUAUGCUUUUUGAAGAAAAUGAAAAAAAUCAAGCUGCCUGGCUGCACUAAACAUGCAUAAGAUCCCGGUGGAGGUUUUAAACUCAAGUAGCAAAUGGUGGGUUUUCAUGUUUUGGGGGACAACUUUUUUUUUAGGGGGUGGGGGGAUCUAUCCUCGGGAAUAUACAAAUAAGCAAAAAUAAGAAAAUGUGGGUAGUGGAGUCUUUAAAAAAAAAAAAAUCUCCCUCAUCUUUCCCAGGAAACGUUGGACGAGUUGGUGUCCAUUUUGGGUUGACAGAUAAGAGCUUAAAGCCUCCAAAAGGGGACAUUUCUACAUUAGGCCUCAGUGCUGACACCAGUGGUCAUGUUUGCUAUUUGUACUUCUCUGUUCAUGCAUUUCUCUUACAAUAGAAGCAGCACAAUGGAGCCUAAUCCAUUAACUGAGUGAGCAAGCUCUUUUUCUAAGCAGGGAAAAUAUUCUCAUUUUGCAUCUUUAUUUAUUUUAUUUUUAUUAUUUUUUUGGUUGGUUGGUUUUCUUUUGUUCGGGGGGGGGGGGGGGUGCUGAGAGCGCUAAAUAGUUUUACAUUUCAAAUGGCUUCUCGCUCUCCCUCUGUCCCACCCAAAGCAACACGUUUGUCUUGUACGAUCAAGUCGUAACAUUUUGAACAACGUCCGCUGGUUAACAAUAAAGGUAUCAAAACGAA
Molecule: messenger RNA, 6420 nt
Organism: Anguilla anguilla (European eel)
Lineage: Eukaryota; Metazoa; Chordata; Actinopteri; Anguilliformes; Anguillidae
Product: radixin
Exons: 15
Coding region: 281-2014 (577 amino acids)
Biological process (GO): regulation of cell shape; positive regulation of protein localization to early endosome; regulation of organelle assembly
Cellular component (GO): apical part of cell; adherens junction; cytoskeleton
Molecular function (GO): cell adhesion molecule binding; actin binding
Source: RefSeq, a predicted model, not a curated record